AGUGCCCUGAGGUUGGGGAUACGCGCGCCAGUCCGCGAGGGAGAGGGGGAAGGGACAAGCAGCCAGAGAGGGAGCCCGAGGAAGGAAAGUGUGCGCGCGCACGGACAUUCCUGGGCGGCGGCGGUGGCGCGCGCGGAGCCGGGAGGGGCGGGAGCGCGCGCAGGGGGCCGGCCCGUGGCGGGCGGGGGCGCGCGGAGGCGGCGGAGAGUUAGUUACUUGUUGUGAGUGUCAGCGGCGGCAGCUCCAGGCGGAGGCGGCGGCGCGCGCCUCCCGCCCCCUCCCAGCCCCGGUCGGGCGGACGGACGGACAGACGGAGCGUGGCCCGCGCCUGUGGCUCUCAGGUAGCUGCUAAAACUAGCCCUGGUGCACUGGGUGCCUUUCCAUCCUGGGUUUGGGUGCAACACGACGUGGAAGCAUUUCAGAGCUGGAAAAAAAGGCUCCUAAUCCCCAGCCCCUACAAUGUGACUCUUCAAGCCACUUACUGUUCCCAAGUGGACGUCUGCACUGGUGGGAGCCAGUCACAGAAAGCAAUUAAAAGGGUCUCCUUGCCCUGGAACAUCUAACUGUCUUUAUGGCAUCUCAUCCUAGAAUAUGCUUCUACUUGGCCACCCCUCUUCUUCUGUUGAGGCUUUCAGCUCCAAUUAAAAGGCUUCAGCAGCAGCAGUCUGGACCCCAUCCCUGAUAAGGCAGGGUGCAGCAUUUCAGCAGUAGCUGAAGAAGAGCGCUUCGUUGUUUGUGUGACCCUCAGUUCUCUUCACUUCUCUCAGAAGACGUUGUUUUCCUGAUAAAGCGACACAAAGAAUAAGACAAAAAAGGAAGCAAAUUCACCUUGGAGAAAUCCAAAGCACGUGGAAGUUUUACAGAAACCUCCCACCAUCUGCUGCUCAAGCCACACUGGGCCCUGGGACAGACCAAGUGCUUCAGAUGUAAAUGGUUGACGACCACUUUGGAGAGCUGCUAGUGGACGAAAGCCUUGCCAUGCACUGAAGUUGGAGCAUCACGAGGGAAGCUCCAAGAAAAAUGUCUGCUUGUAACACCUUCACGGAGCACGUCUGGAAGCCUGGCGAAUGCAAAAACUGCUUCAAGCCCAAAAGCCUGCACCAACUGCCUCCCCCGCCUGAGGCAGCCCCCCUCCCCCACGGCAGCCUGAAGACCAAUGCCAACCACAGCAACAACCACCGAGUCCGGAACACGGGCAACUUCCGGCCCCCUGUGGCCAAAAAGCCCACGAUAGCUGUGAAGCCCACCAUGAUGGUGGCCGGUGGGCAAAGCAUGAGCGCUGAGGCUGGCACCCCGGAGCACUGUGAGAACAAGCCGGUGAUCAUCAGCUGGAACCGAAACAGGGCUUCCUUGAGCAAAAAGCCACUCAAUAAUAAUAACAACAACGAGGAGGAGAUUGAAGGAUUUAGCCACGUUCAUAGGCCUUUUGGCCCCAAUGACAGUGUGAGUAAGAUCGCAAAUAACAAUAAUGGCCUGACUGAAGUGUUAAAGGAGAUAGUGGGUUUGGAUCCCACCCCGCAGCAGGUAGAAAAUGAAAAUAACUCGAGGGAAACGUUCCUGGGCAGAAUCAGUAACUGCUACAAACGGUCCCUGGAAAGGAAGCUUCCCCCCAGCUGCAUGAUGGGAGGGAUGAAGGACUCUCAGAGGAAGCACGUCAUUCUGAGCGGAAGCACCGAAGUUAUCAGUAAUGAAGGGGGCCGUUUUUGUUACCCGGAGUUUUCUAGUGAAGACGAGAGUGAGGACGAUGCCUUUUUUAGCAGCAUGCAUGAAGAACACGAGAGCUGGGAUGAAAGUGAUGAAGAGCUGUUGGCCAUGGAAAUUCGUAUGAGAGGGCAGCCUCGCUUUGCCAACUUCAGGGCAAACACCUUAUCCCCUGUUCGAUUCUUUGUGGGCAAAAAGUGGAACACCGUCCCCCUGAGAAACAAGUCCCUCCAGAGGAUCUGUGCCGUCGACUAUGACGACAGCUACGAUGAGAUCCUGAAUGGUUAUGGAGAAGAUUCUGUGAUCCCCUACGGGCAGGAAAGCAUGCAGAGCGUGGUCUCCUCGGACUCCACGUCCCCCGAGUCGUCUUUAACGGAGGAGUCUCGCUCUGGGACCGCUAGUAGUUCGUCUCAAAAGCUCUGCAAUGGGGGAACGUCUCCUAGCACUCCCAAGGAUGUGAAGGAGAUCAAAUCCGUUGAACCGGAUGAUGAAAACUCUGAUAACCAGCCAGUGAAAGACGUGGCCGAUGCCCCCAAAAGCCCCGCCAAAGUCUUAGAGACCCACAAGGCGGUUCUCGCUCUCCGAUUAGAAGAGAAAGAUGGCAAGAUCGCUCUUCAAACUGAGAAGCAAGAGAGCAAAAGUUCCACAGACCUGGCUGGGCAAGCGGUGACUAUAAACUUAGUGCCUCUGGAGGAACAAGCAAAGCCUUACCGAGUCGUGAAUCUGGAACAGCCAGUGUGCAAGCCCUACACCAUAGUGGACGUGUCAGCAGCCAUGACCGGUGAGCACGCGGAGGGUCAGGCCGAGAGCCCCAAACCCAGAAGCGCGGUGUCCACCCCAAAUUCCCCUCUCAUGUCUCCCACUUCCACGUCAGCACAGGCUCAUUUCAAAAAGUCCAGUACCAUCCGAUACCAGGAAGUGUGGACAUCCAGUACGAGCCCACGCCAGAAGAUGCCUAAAGUGGAACUAGCCACUGGUGGCACAGGACCAACCGUCCCUCCGAGGAAAAACUCCCAUAAGUCGGCCCCUACUUCGCCCACAGCUACCAACGUUUCUUCCAAAACGAUCCCGGUAAAGUCACCCAAUUUGUCCGAAAUCAAGUUUAACAGUUACAACAACGCCGGCAUGCCCCCUUUCCCAAUUAUCAUCCACGAUGAGCCGACUUACGCCCGGAGCGCCAAGAACGCCAUCAAGGUUCCCAUCGUGAUCAAUCCGAAUGCCUAUGACAAUCUGGCCAUCUACAAAAGCUUCCUGGGAACCAGCGGAGAGCUGUCCACAAAGGAGAAAACCACGAGCGUGAUAAGCCACACGUACGAAGAAAUAGAGACGGAAUGCAAAGGAGCAGAGAGUCCCGGCAGCAAGCCUGCCGAGGGCUCCCUGGGGAAGGGCCGCUCCAACAGCACCGAGCACAGGAAAGGCUCUGUGGCUCAAAAGGUCCAAGAGUUUAACAGCUGUCUCGGUAGAGGCCAGCCUUCCCCCCCGAGGAGACAGAGCUCUGCCCAGGGCUCCCCAGCGCGACCCCAAAGAACCACUCAGGAGUCCGUAGCCAGGGUCGAAGGCCCUCUGGAGUCCUCGACGGCCGGCGGCGGCGGCCGGGAGAAGGCGAGCACGGUGCUCUCUCAGAUCGUGGCCUCUAUCCAGCCUCCGCAAUCUCCCCCAGAAACCCCUCCCUCUGGCCCCGAAGCCUGCGGCGUGGAAGAGCUGUACGCUCUGCCUCCGGGUGACGAAACCCCGAGCAGUCCUCCCACGAGGCCGAAAUCUCUCUUUGCCACCCCGCAGCCCAGCCACGAGAGUGAAGUGGCCCCGGCUGUCCAGAGCCCCGGCACUCAGGGGCACAAGGAGCUGCCCUCCCAGCCGGCCACUGGUCACUCCACCAAAUUCGCAGCCAGCACUCCUACGCCGAGUCCCCAGACGGAACCAGGGCCUCCCUUCCCCCCUCCACGCUCCACUUCCUCUCCCUACCAUGCGAGCAACCUCUUGCAAAGACACUUCAGCCACUGGAGCAAGCCAACGAGCCCCACCAGGGCCACCGAGGCCGAGUCCAUCCUGAACUCCGAGGGCCGGCGGGGGGCCGACAACAAACCUAAGCGCUGGAUCUCCUUCAAGAGCUUCUUCCGCCGUAAGAAGGCCGACGAGGACGAAGACAAAGAGAAGGAGAGAGAGAAGGGCAAGUUGGUGGGCCUCGAUGGCACCGUCAUCCACAUGCUUCCCCCUCCUCCCGUCCAGCGCCACCACUGGUUCACCGAGUCGAGAACCGACGCCAGCGAGAAGCCGUCCAUCGUCUUCAUGUACAGGUGCGACUCGGCGCAGGGCGCAGAGCCGGGCGCUGACUCGGACAGGCCAGGCGUGGAGCGCGUCGUGAUCUCCGACAAGAGUGAACUCGAAGAAAGGAUCCUGCGCGACGCGGAGAGGAAGCAGCGGAGCCCUUCUCCGUCGCGUCUCCCCAAGAAGAGCCUCAGCCAAGUGCCCCACGAGGGCCCGGCGGAAGGCGCUCCGCCCCGCGUUCCCGGGAAGGAGGCCGGCAGCGAUGCUCCGGCGGGCCUGCCUGCGUUGCCCCCGCACACCCCGGAGAGGGAAGAGGAUGCCUCGGACCCCUCUGACGACAGUCCCUGCCGAGCCACGUACAGCAACCUGGGGCAGUCCCGAGCGACCAUGAUCCCCCCCAAGCACCCCCGACAGCCGAAGGGGGCCACAGAUGACGCCAUCGCUUUUGGGGGGACCCCGGAGCUGGAGGCCACACCACCCCCCCUGCCAAAGAAAACCAUCUUAAGGGCCAACACCGAGCCACUGCCCAGGGCCCUGGAGAACCAUCCGUGCCUCCUGGCCAACCCCACAUACGACCUGGAGGCCCGCUGGGACGGCAGCAGCGCCGGCUCCUCCCUCAGCUCCGAGCCCAGGGGCCCUGGGCCGGGGUCCUGCGACUCGCUCGACCGGCCCCUGCCCAGGGACAGGCGCGCCUCCAGCCUGGUGCCCUUCUCCACCAGCACCGAGUCUCUGGCGGGGCGGCGCGGGCCCCCAGGCAGGCAGAGCAAGAGCGCGCAGAAGCCCCAGAGAACGGCGCUCUACCGGGGCCUCGACAGCCGCGAUGAACUUGUGGCCAAGAUCCGGAGCCUGCACGGCGACGCUUUGAAGAAGCUGGCCCUCCAGUGCGAGGACCUCUUCAUGGCCGGCCAGAAGGACCAGCUCCGCUUCGGGGUGGACAGCUGGUCGGAUUUCCGGCUGACCAGCGACAGGCCCUGCUGUGAGGCCGGCGAUGCCGUGUACUACCAGGCCUCCUAUGCCAAAGAGCCACUCAGCAGCUACGCCGUCAAGAUCUGCAAAAGCAAAGCGAAGGAAUCGCAGCAGUAUUACCACAGCCUGGCCGUGCGGCAGAGCCUGGCCGUCCACUUCAACAUCCAGCAGGACUGCGGCCACUUCCUGGCCGAGGUCCCCCUGCGGCUCCUGCCCUGGGAGGAUCCCGACACCCCCGGGGACGAGGACGAGGACGGGGACGGGGAGGGGGGAGGGGCCGAGGCGGGCGCGGGCGGCGGCCCCGGCCAGCAGCGCAGCCACGUGGUGGUGAUCACGCGGGAGGUGCCGCACCUCACGGUGGCCGACUUCGUGCGGGAGUCCUCGGCGCGGCACGGGAGGAGCCCCGACGCGUACGAGCGGCAGGUGUGCCUGCUGCUGCUGCAGCUGUGCUCGGGCCUGGAGCACCUGAAGCCCUACCACGUCACGCACUGCGACCUGCGCCUCGAGAACCUGCUGCUGAUCCGCGGCCGGCCCGAGGCCGAGGCCGGCCCGGCGCGGCUCCUGGUGAGCAACUUCUCGCAGGCCAAGCAGAAGAGCCGGCUGGCCGAGCCCGAGGCGCUGCGGGACCGCUCGCGGCUGGCGCCCGAGAUCCUGACGGCCACGCAGUACAAGAAGUGCGACGAGUUCCAGACGGGCAUCCUCAUCUACGAGAUGCUGCACCUGGCCAACCCCUUCGACGAGAGCCCCGGCCUGAAGGAGCGCGAGUACACGCGCGCCGACCUGCCGCGCAUCCCCUGCCGCUCGCCCUACUCGUGGGGCCUGCAGCAGCUGGCCGGCUGCCUGCUGCACCCCAACCCCUCGGAGCGCAUCCUCAUCUCGGACGCCAAGGGCGUGCUGCAGUGCCUGCUCUGGGGCCCCCGCCAGGACCUCUUCCCGAGCCUGGGCGGCCCCGCCGGCCCGCGCGGCGCCGCGCUGCAGAGCUGGCUCGACAUCAAGCGGACGCUGCUCAUGGUCAAGUUCGCCGAGAAGGCCCUGGACCGCGCGGGCGGCGUCAGCCUCGAGGACUGGCUCUGCGCCCAGUACCUGGCCUUCGCCACCACCGACUCGCUGGGCGGCAUCGUGGACAUCCUGCAGCAGCGCUAGCCCCGGGCGCCGGGGGGGGGCGGGGAGGCCCGCCGGCCCGGCCCCCCCAGCGCCCCCUCAGUGUUACCAGUCCGGCAGGCGCUGCCCGCGCCCACGGAUCUAUGUGCAAUCCCUGUCUGUCCUCUUAGCCCUCUCGUGCACUGUUUGCGCCGCCGCUGGGACUCGACCCUCCCCGUCCUCCCCCGGCACACCAGACGAGGCUCCGCGCGUGUGCGUGCGCGUGUGCGCGCGUGCUUCGUUCGAAACUGUGAGGAAUCCCUUUACGUCAGCCGUGAAAACAAAGUAGCCACUUCGAACACGCGGCGCCCUUGGAAAUGCCUCCGCCCUGGGGCGGGCUUUAAUUGGGGGGGAGGGGGGAGGGGAGAGGGGAGGAGGAGGAGAGGGGGCGCCUUGUCCUGUCCUGCUCCCUUGUGUUCAUGGAAAAGGCAGUCCUGGGACUUGAUGGGUGUCCUCUUCCUUCCCGUGGGUGCCGUCAUCUCCCUAGAAGACCCCUGGGCGGGGGUGGGAGCGGGGCUCAUCCCCUGACCCAGGCCAGCUCCAGAGUGGAGAGGCAGAAGGUCUGGGCCCCAAAGGCCACCCAUUCCCGGCCUGGUGGCACCCUGUCAGGCUCCUGACACCCCGGGCAGGGCCCCGAGCCUUCCUCGAUCCCUCACUGUCUCCCGUCUGUCUGUGUGUGCCAUGACUGAUCCUGGUGAUUCCCUCCCACUCUCCAGCCUCAGAAGGCUGGCCUCCAGCGCUAGCUUGUGCGGCCCCGGCCUCUGCUGGUCCCAACACCGGCCUCUGCCGGCCCCAACACCGGCCUCUGCCGGUCCCAACACCGGCCUCUGCCGGCCCCAACACUGGCCUCUGCCGGCCCCAACACCGGCCUCUGCUGGCCCCAACACCGGCCUCUGCCAGCCCCUGCAGGCCCCAACACAGGCCAUCCCCAACACUGGCCUCUGCCAGCCCCAACACCGGCCUCUGCCAGCCCCAACACCGGCCUCUGCCAGCCCAGCGGUUCCUGAAGAAGUUCAGCCAAAGUGUCAGAGGUCGGGGUCAGCCUGGAGGCCAUGAGAUGGUCCCGGGAGCGCGAAUCCCCUCCCGACGUUUGCUCGGUGGGCUACCAGGUCGGGCUGUUGCUUUGAGUGGGGGUCCCUUGGGAGUUGCCUUCUCUGGGAGGGAGGGGGGAGAAGCUGUUCUUUGGGGGGGGCCAACCACGGCCUGAGCCUGCCCCGACGCGAGGACGCCGAUGGAGCCGCCCCAAGUGAUCUUCCAAGAAUGUGAUUCCAAAACAAAGCUCUUCCGGCUCUUCGCAGUCGUGGCAAGCGUUCUAGCCGUGUGACAGCUGCGGCAGGAAUCCCGAAUCCGCCUCCGCUGGGACAGCGAGCCUGUGGCCGGCCCUAGGAGCUCCAGCGCCCUUUCAGUCCUCUCAAGGAAUGACCAGUUGGCGGGCAGCACCAUGGAUGGGAAAUAGAGACUCUCCUUUUCCCUUGGCUCCGCCUCAGACACGUCCAUCUGUAUCAAGAGUGCACACAUCAAGCAGCCUUUUGAACGCGAUUUAAAGCGAGCCGUUUGAUAAAGCCAGAGAGAGCAAGGCCAGAGCUCGGACCCGUUUGGGUCAGUGGAAGAGGAGGGCCAGGCGAGAGCUGCCAAGACCAGGGACGGGACCUAGAACAGAGCAAGUGCCUUGUUAGAAUCAGAAUCUGCUCUUCAAAGGGGAUCCCUGGCAGUUUGACCCACGUUCAGAGACGUCGCCAGCAUGCGGUGGGAAAAGGCAGCCUCUCAAGACUGGGCGAACCAGGGCUCCAGAAGCUGAGCGUCACAUCUCGGGCUCAGAAAGGGGCGCAAUUGAAAUCUGAGGGGCCCCACCAUGGGAUGAGGUCAUCGGGAGGGCGCUCCAGCGGGGCCCGGAGCUCGAGGAGAAUUCGAAACGCGGUUCUCUGGUCUGCAGAAUCCCCGGCCCCGCCGUUAUCCAGCUGAUCCCGAGGAAGAAGACCGACGUUUUACAGUUGGGGAAAAUACAUUUCGAUCCACGAGGAACAGGACGUCGCUCAUCCCCUCAAAGAUGAAGCGAAUCCAUUUUUGCUUCCAAACCCCAAAUGAGUGUGCAGCCUCGGUGUAAGGCUGGAGACCUCGAGGCCCCUCUGCAUGGAAAUAUUAAAGCAGGUCCCAUUUCGAGAGAAUCUGGCUGGAACGUCCCGGCACUGGAGAACUUCCGAAGGGCCUUUGGGUCAAAUGAAGUGAGACGGUCAGAGCAGGCUCCCCGGACCUAAGCCCCGAACCGGAGGAGGCUGGAAAACCAUUUGCAAGCCCCGAGAGCAAGCAGGACUUAAAGACAUCUGAAUUCUUCUUGGGCCUCCUAAGAGCUAACGUUUACCCUCUCUAAACAAGUCAGCAGGAGAUAAAGAUCCAAGCAAAUGACAUGGGAGGGCUCUGACAUCUUGGCACUGAAGCCCAAGUCUGGAGGGGAUUCCUUCCGCCCCUUUCUCCUUCCAUCCUCUUCAAGGGAUGGUGCCUACCUACAAAUGGUUACAGACGGCUCUACCUUGGGAGGAGGCCGUACAGAGAGUGUUACUCCCAUUUUACAGAGAAAGAAACGAGACUUUGAAGAGACAAAUGGUUUUCCAGGGUCUCAUACCAAGGGAGGGAAGAAGCUUGGCUUUGGAGUCCAAAGACCUAAAGGGUUCUCUAAGAAUCAGGUGUUAGGAAGUACCAAAGUCAGAAUUUGAACCCAGAAUCCAGUAUUGCUACCCUGACUCCCACAAGUGUAGCUCAGUCUAAGGAGCAAGUCAUUUAUUGUUCUGUUUCCUCCCUAACCGCAUGAUUCACUUUACCUCAGUUGAGUUAAUACUCUUCCCAUCCCCCAAGUGAUCUGCACCCUUGACUUCAAAUCACUGCUCUUAAGUGUGCACUGAAAUCCAACCGGCUGCCCUCAGCAGCCCCAAGGGCAUGUGGGCAGGUCCCAGCACCCAAACCGAGAGGGGGCGGGAGGGAUGGUACCAAAGAAAUGGAGCCCCGCUCACCCUGGCGCUGAAGGUGAAGCCAGAAGAGGGAAAUGGACACACAAUCCACUUCCAUCCUUAGAAAAGAUUUCCUUAUUUAUUUCUUUUUUUGCCUAUAUAUAAAACAGUCAUGUGUUAGGACAGGAAGAGAACAAAAGUCACAUCCCCUCCCCCCCCAAAAAAACAAACAGCACCGGGCUGAAUGUACGGUUCCAAAGAACCUGACCUCUCCUCUCCCCUUCUUCCCUCUCGAGGGGCUGUCGAGCUCUUCCCUGGAGAUCCCCUGGUGAAGAAACAGCCCGUCUCUUUGACACUGUAUUUGAAGGCUUUUUUUUCCUUUUUAAUGAUGGUUUCCGUAGGUGGUGCUUUAAAGAAUUCUUGGGAGAUUUCUUUAAUGGAUUGUGAAUGUUUUGAUAAACCUUCCUGUAGAGGUGUUUACCACUCGCUCAUCAUGCCAUCAUGCAGCAGUUACUAAGUGCCCAGAAGGAGAGAGGGGCUCCCCGGCUGUCUGGCCCUCUUGCGUUCUCCACCUGAGCAGCCUGCCCCUGUUCGGGCGCCGCAGCCCCGAGAGGAGUGUCCGUGCGGUGGGUCAGCCUCUUCCCAUCCAUCUCACCCUCUGUAUUUUUUUAAUCCAAGGUGGUUUCAGGGAUUCAGAGGACGUUGGAAAUUUUUUUACAUAGAAGAAAUAUAAAGACAUAUAUAUUACUAUGAACUUUAUCGUAUUUCCGAAAUUCCACUUGGCCCUUCGUGUGUGUGCGUGUGCGUGUGUGUGCUUGUGUGUGUGUUGGAGGGGAAGGAAGGAAGGGUUGGGGUGCGUGUGAACCCACACACAGCAGAUAGGUUUGAAUGUUGAACUACCCGAAGGUUCCGGGGUAGACUCUUGGAAAGGACAACUCGCACUGCUUGGUCCGACGCGAAGAGUCGUCCCUGACCUCGCCCGUGUCAGAAGGUUCUGGGUCUGAACGGGCUAGGUCAGGAUUCUCUGCUGUUGCCAGGAGGGCUGGGGGCUCCGGGGUCACCCGAUUAAAGAGGUUCCUUCUCUCUGGGCUUUGUCCUUGGAAUUUUCUUUCCAAUGACUCUCCCAGGCCUGCCCCUCGCUCCGUGGAAGCUUUCUCUUGGGAAAGCUCGUCUUGGUUGCUUUAUCUGAAGCUUCAUCUCUCUGGUCACCCAUUUUAUAGAUGUAUAAAUAUAUUAACUAAAUCUCCCUCUGUCGUUGGGGGGCAAUUCUAUGCUCUGGUUUGCUGUGGUACUUGCUGUGGACGCUGUGGCAUUCAUGUUACUGUGUAAAUAAAAUCAUUUUAUUACACCGAAA
Molecule: messenger RNA, 10368 nt
Organism: Monodelphis domestica (gray short-tailed opossum)
Lineage: Eukaryota; Metazoa; Chordata; Mammalia; Didelphimorphia; Didelphidae
Gene: PEAK1
Product: pseudopodium enriched atypical kinase 1
Biological process (GO): protein phosphorylation
Cellular component (GO): focal adhesion; actin cytoskeleton
Molecular function (GO): protein kinase activity; ATP binding
Source: RefSeq, a predicted model, not a curated record